AUGUGGCCCCCAGUGAUUGUAAUCACAACUCUGGGAUUAGUAUCCGGUCAAGCCUUCCUCGAGCAAAAUGUUGAAGAAAACCUUCUAACGGUUGUCCCCUGUGUGAAGCGACUAUGUGAAAAGUACUUCAAAUCGGAACGCGCCAUGAAAGGGUCGCUUGCAAUAAUCAACAUCAAACCGGACACUUCCAUGUUCCAGUUGAAUAUUCUGAAAUCGUUUAGCGAAGAUCCGCGGCAUGAGAUGGGCGUUAUGGUAAAAGACGGCCGUAAGAAGCACCAUAACGCUUCGCAUGUGACAGAGAAGGCCAAAAAUUACUUGCUGAUGGUGAGUGACUCAUCCGAGUUGGAUCCUCCUAUCGAUCAGCUGAGGAAGUUGCCCACAUGGAAUCCAUUGGCCCAAGUGGUCAUCUUGUUCACCUCUGAGAUGACUCCCCUGAUAUUCGAGAUCGAAGUCCGAAAUGCUCUGCAAAAGCUGUUCGAGAACUCGGUGCUGAAUGUCAACGUAAUGGCACAGAGAUAUGGAACGAGUGUGUUAGAAGUGUGGACUUGGUUUCCGUACGAGAACGGAGGCUGUGCUGACGAUAUUGUUAACAUUCGGUUGAUCGACGAGUGCGAGUACGCUGAAAUACCCGUUGAACGGAUACAACAAGCGGAAAAUUCUGGAUUUGUAGAAUCGAAUGGGGAAUACUUUAACGAAACUUUUACCAACAGUUCUUUGGAAAUACAGAGUGACGGAAAUUACGACCAAGAGUUUGCUCAGGAAACCGUAUGGAUGUUCCGCGAAAAGCAUUUCUUCUCGGACUAUGGUCCUAAAAUUCCGAAAGACUACAAUUACUGUCCGCUGAAGGUUUCCACUCCCAUUUGGGAACCAUUCGUAGUCGGCAAUGAAACGUACGUCGAGAAGGGUUUGGAAGUGCUGAUGAUAGAGGCGGUCACUAACCGAAUGAAACUCACACCAGUUUAUAAGGUUAUUGAACCGGAGAGAGCUACGGCACGCAUCACGGCUGAUAACAUUACCGGAUUCUACGCCGAUUUGAUCAAAAGGCGAACGGACGUCAUGAUUGGGGGCCUGUACGAGAACCCCAUCAGCCGGAAGCUUCUUUCGUCAUCGAUCCCAUACUAUCAGGAUGAUCUGACAUGGUGCGUGGCUACAGCUCGACAUGCACCCAAGUGGCUCAAUGUAUUUAUCAUUUUCAAUCUGUGGACCUGGCUGAUAGCUAUCUUUAUCAUUUUCUUCGCUGCGGGUAUCAUCUACUGUUUCAAUCACAUAGAUCAUACCUACCCGGAGAACUACACGUGGAUGGCACUGCAAUCGUUAGCUUUAUCCUUGAGCGUAUACGCACACUACUGGCCAAAACGGUUCUCAACAAGGUUUUUCCUAAUAGGAUACAUGAUCUACGGGAUCCACUGGAGUGCGGCCUACCACAGUUUUCUAAUAUCGGUGCUCACACGGCCGCGUUUCGAGACUCAGGUCAGUACAGUGGAGGCAGCGAUCAAGCAGAACUUCCAAUUCGUCGGAGCGGAGAAUAGUUUGGUUUUCUUCGAUAGACCGGAUUGGGUAUCUGAGCACAUCACAAGCAUUUAUAAAACUUGCCCCAACAUGGACGACUGCUUGGCGCGUUUGCACUCGGAACAGACAAUUGCAGUGGCCGUCUCGAGAGCUCAUUCACACAACAGCAAAAGCAUUGGCGAGGUGGAGAUCUUCUGUUUUCCGAGGACCGACAAUAUUCAAACGUAUUCGGUGGGAAUGAUGGUUAAGAAGGACUUCCAUCUACUGCCGAAGAUCAACGAACUGAUCAGGCGUAUCAGUGAGUCUGGGUUGCUCGGUAAAUGGCAAGUGGAAAGUGACAAAAUCCGAAUUGAUGAGGCUUUGGACGACGGUGACAGCGGCAGCGAUGGCGGCGGUGGCAGUGGGGGUCAUGGUGAUGGUCAAAUUGUGCUGAAGUUGGAACAUAUUGAAGGAGCAUUUAUCUUAGGAGUAGUCGGGUUGGGUUUGGCUACGAUUGCUUUUAUUGGAGAAGUGGUUUAUUUUAAACUACAGCAAAAGUACAAAUGGGAUGAUGCUACUUUCAGUAAAUUGAUAUGCUAA
Armigeres subalbatus is the source of this 2088-nucleotide messenger RNA. RefSeq lists its product as uncharacterized. The transcript is spliced from 2 exons. The record is from RefSeq and is a predicted model, not a curated record. Lineage: Eukaryota; Metazoa; Arthropoda; Insecta; Diptera; Culicidae. The coding region runs from base 1 to 2088 and encodes 695 amino acids.